Molecule: messenger RNA, 771 nt
Organism: Anopheles nili
Lineage: Eukaryota; Metazoa; Arthropoda; Insecta; Diptera; Culicidae
Exons: 3
Coding region: 1-771 (256 amino acids)
Source: RefSeq, a predicted model, not a curated record
AUGAUGCGAUUGUUCGUUCUGACAGCGCUGCUGUCAGUGAUGGCCAGCGAUGCAUCGAUCAUCCGGCGACAGCCUCAGGAGCAAGAAAUCCUCCGGCCUGAACUACGGACAACGCUUGACGAAGCACUCGCUCAGCUGCUAGAGAACAUUCGUGAGCUUCUGCGCACAGGUGACCCGGAACGGGGCAUCCCCGUUAUGGCUCCGCUGCAAACCGACCGGUUGGAUGUCGAUCUCAGCCUGGGUGGAUUGCUAGACUUCACGGCCAUUCUUGGCAAUCUGUACGUGGAUGGGCUCGACCGGUUCCAGGGUACGCUCACGCUGAACGUGAUGCUGAUGGAAUUCCGGUUUGAUUUUCUGUUCCCGGACGUGAUCGCUCACGGACAUUAUGACGCGAACGGGCGUCUGUUUGGGCUGAUUCCGGUGUUUGGGGUUGGCAACUUCCACGUGGCACCUCGCGAUCUUCGCAUUCAAGGAACGGCCCAACUGCGCCAGCUACCGUCCGGUUACCUUCACAUGAAUGAAUUGAACGCCAAUGUACGGCUUGGUUCGCUACAGAAUACAAUCGAUGGUAUGCUGCUGGGAGGUGAGCUUUCGGAUUUGCUCAAUGCUGUAAUUCAGGACAUCGUCCCAUCGGUGCUGAUUAAUUUUGCUCCGGAGGUGACAGAAAUCAUUUCGCGUGUCGGCAUACCGAUUGCCGAUUCCAUUCUGAACACGAUGACGCUGGACGAUUUGUUUGCACUGAUUCCUCUGCAGCAGCAGAAGACUGAAUGA